AAUGUUAAAUGCAAUAUGCUCUUGAAAAUUUUGUGUUAUGUCAUGGUUAGUAGAAUUUUGUUUUGUUUUCGGUUUUUCAGGCCAGCCAAAGCUGCCAGAGUCGUCCCUGUCUACAUCCUCCUCGCUUUUUGUAUUGUUCUUCUUCCAAAAACAGGCGAAAUUUCUUGCAGAACCGAAAACCACCGCUCUUACUCUUCCCAAACGAAGAAGGAGAAUCGAGGUCUGAAAAUGGCGAGCUGCCCGUGCUGUAAUCCUUCGAUUUUUGUAAAAUCAAUGAACAAAACCUUCCUCAGAUCCAGGACGUCACUAGUUGAGAUGAGGUCGUUCCGUACGAGGCCAGCGGUUUCUAGGGUUUCAGGUGCUCGAGCUUCGAUGGUGGACUCCUACGAGAGCUCCUCCAAUUUCGCUAAGCGCAUGGAACAGGCAUGGGUCAUCUCUCAGCAACCGAGGCCAAUUGCAUGCUCUUCUUGCAACACAAGCGGGCACGUUGAAUGCAAAUGGUGUGGAGGUACAGGCUUCUUUAUUCUCGGUAAUAAUAUGCUCUGCCAAGUACCCUCCAGAAACACCAAUUGUGUUAUUUGUGGUGGAAAGGGUUCGAUGUGCUGCUCCGAUUGCAAAGGAACAGGUUUUCGUGCCAAGUGGUUGGGGGAGCCUCCCAUUUCUAACUAGUCUAAUGGUUCUGGCUCCCUGUAGUUCAAAAGAAGGCAACCAUCAAGUAAAGUGACAGAUGUUUUAUGCUGUGAUUUGUUUAUUUCCAAUCUGGAGUUACUGGCCUCUCCCGAUCAGAGUGUAAAUUCUUUUAGGAUUAUGCGACAAAUCACACCCAUGUUACCUUAAAGAAAUUACCUCUGUUGUACCAUUUUCAAUCUUACAGGAUGCAAGCAAAGUCUUGUCCUACGGUUGUCAUGUUUUGUGAGUUUCAAUUCAGACCUAAGAUCUCAAUUUGUUUACAUAAAAUAUAAUGCAAAUUCAAAA
Molecule: messenger RNA, 975 nt
Organism: Malania oleifera
Lineage: Eukaryota; Viridiplantae; Streptophyta; Magnoliopsida; Santalales; Ximeniaceae
Exons: 3
Coding region: 16-669 (217 amino acids)
Source: RefSeq, a predicted model, not a curated record